UGUUUGUAUUCUUGAUAUUCUAAUAAUUACUACCGUGCCUUUUAGCCUCAGUUACUAUUCUAUUAUUUUAGUAUCAUGUGUUUUGUGUAUUUUUUGCUUCCUUUUUUGAUUUAUUGACCUUCAAAUCAACUCUCAUUGUACUUGUAUUUUGGCUCUGUGUUGUCGAUAAUAAUAAUAUUGCUGCCUUUUUAUAAACAUUCUGUGCUAUUAAUUCAGCAAAAAAUAUUUUUCUUCUUUUUCAUUCAAUCACUCUGGUAUUAUCACGUGAUCCAGUUGGGGGCUGCGACCGCUGCGUGUGGCCGGGUACUGGCAUGGCUAUGGCGUCUAAAGGCAAAAAUCAAUUAAAUGAAAGAGCUGGUCACUACACUGUAUCUGUAGGUGAUUUGCUGUAUGUGUGGGCUGGUAAACAGCGUGGUUUACUACCUGAAUUGCAUCAUAGUGAAGAGAAGAGAAGGAUUACUUGUAAUAUACAGCACUUUACUCCUUCAACUGGCCAAUGGAUCACUAGAGGUACUACUGGUACUCCUGCAAAAGGGGUGAAUGGAUAUUUGUGCUGUACUACAGCAAUAAAUGAUCAAUUGUAUUAUUUUGGAGGCCGGUUGGUGUGGCCAUGACAACUGCUAUCACAAUAGUAUCACACAACUGGAUACUGUUAGUCUCCAAUGGAGAGAAUUAGAACCGACUGAUGCAACUAGACCAGUUAUGAUGAGAGCUUAUGGUGGAAUGAUAUCAUUUGAACAUGAUGGAGUCCACCAUUUACUAAUGAUAGGAGGACUAGGAUCUAAACCAGCUGUACAACUACCUUAUUAUAAAUAUAUUGAGUUAUCUAAUGGAAGAUGGCGUACUAAUGAACACUCAAUGUAUAAUUUAUCAUCAAGAAAAUGGAAUAAUCCUUCAAUCAUUGGUCAGUGUAUACCACCUCUGAGUCACUUUAUCAUGGAAAAGAUCAAUAACACUAGAGCUGUUCUGUUUGGUGGAGUAAUGACUGAUGAUGAUGCUAAGAAUACUGCUACUAACAAUGUUUAUAUAUAUAUUAGAGAUAUCAAUCAGCACUGUGUUCUGGCUGUGUAUAAAAAAGCCUGAAGCAAUAGACCAAUGGCCUGUGGGUAGAUGGUGUCAUGCUGGUGCUAUUAUUAUAACUAGAUCAGAC
Messenger RNA from Amphimedon queenslandica, 1150 nucleotides. RefSeq lists its product as uncharacterized. The coding region runs from base 571 to 1083 and encodes 170 amino acids. The transcript has 4 exons. Lineage: Eukaryota; Metazoa; Porifera; Demospongiae; Haplosclerida; Niphatidae. The record is from RefSeq and is a predicted model, not a curated record. Gene Ontology annotation, molecular function: protein binding.